This is a messenger RNA of Purpureocillium takamizusanense, 2327 nucleotides long. RefSeq names its product dihydroxyacetone kinase Dak1 (gene dak1). The coding region runs from base 474 to 2228 and encodes 584 amino acids. Lineage: Eukaryota; Fungi; Ascomycota; Sordariomycetes; Hypocreales; Ophiocordycipitaceae. Gene Ontology annotation, biological process: glycerol catabolic process. The transcript has 2 exons. Gene Ontology annotation, molecular function: ATP binding; glycerone kinase activity. The record is from RefSeq and is a predicted model, not a curated record. Gene Ontology annotation, cellular component: cytosol.
CCCGUACGUCCGCCUGUCUGUCUGUCAGACCCAGACGCCACCCACUCCGUCAACCCCGCAACACCAUCCCGCUUGGCCUCGCGCAUUACGGCGGACCUUUGCCGCGGACGUCACUCCUCCGCGCCAAACCUCCCCCCACACCCUACUUGUCUCUGUCUCUCGACCCUAAGGGGGGAGCCCAAGCUGUGCGUAGUACGUACGUAGUUGGUAUUCGCUCAGUGACUCGCGUUCCUCCGUAUUAUAAAAUAUCGGACGCGGUUGACAUGGGACGGAUGGGGGUGACGUGUGUGCCUCUCCUCCGUCUGCCCCUCCUCCUUCAGCUACUACUAUUACUCUGUCUCUCGCGAUUGGCAAUCCUUCCCACUACACUUCAACCUACAAAGUACCGAUCAUAAAGGGGACUCUUUUCGUGGGAGAGAAGUAGAAGAGAAGAAGAAGAAGAAGAAGAAGAAGAAGAAAAAACGCCAGCAGCCAUGUCGUCCAAGCACUUCAUCAACGACCCGACGCACCUCGUCUCCCAGGCGCUGCACGCCCUCACCCUGACCAACCCCAACGUCGCCCUCGAUGCCGCCCACAAGAUUAUCUACCGGCGGCCGUCGCCAUCGUCAUCCGACCAGCAGCAACAAGUCUCCAUCAUCUCGGGCGGCGGCUCCGGCCACGAGCCCUCCUUCGCCGGCAUGGUCGGCCCGGGGAUGCUCUCCGCCGCCGUCGCCGGCACCAUCUUCGCCAGCCCGUCGGCCGAGCAGGUCCGCCGCGCCAUCACCUCGCGCGUCGACCGCGGCCGCGGCGUGCUCGUCGUCGUCAUGAACUACACGGGCGACGUCCUCAACUUCGGCAUGGCCGUGGAAAAGGCCCGCGCCGCGGGGGGCGUGCCCGUGGAGAUGGUCGUCGUCGGGGACGACGUCGGCGUCGGGAGGGCCAAGGCCGGCAAGGUCGGCCGCAGGGGCAUCGCCGGCACCGUCCUCGUGCUCAAGGUCGCGGGCGCGCUGGCCGCGCUGGGCCGCCCGCUCGACGAGGUCGCCGCCGUGGCCCGCCUCGCCGCCGACAACACCGUCAGCGUGGGCGCCAGCCUCGAGCACGUCCACGUCCCCGGGCGGGGCGUCGACGCCGACGACAAGCUCCGCGACAGCGACGACGUGGAGAUUGGCAUGGGCAUCCACAACGAGCCGGGCUCCGGGCGCGCGAAAAAGGACCUCCCCGCGCUGGUGGCGACGAUGCUCGCGCAGCUGCUCGACCAGGGCGACGCGGACCGCGCCUUCGUCAACGUCACCUCCAACGAGGUGGUGCUGCUCGUCAACAACCUCGGCGGCGUCAGCGUGCUCGAGCUGGGCGGCAUCACCGCCGAGGUGGUCGCCCAGCUGGCCGACAAGUACGGCAUCCGCCCCGUGCGGAUCCUCUCGGGCACCUUCAUGACGAGCCUCAACGGCCUGGGUUUCAGCGUCUCGCUGCUCAACGUCGUCAACACGGGCGUCGGCGUCAACAUGGUCGACCUGCUGGACGCGCCGAGCGAGGUGGCCGGCUGGGCCGCGCCCGUCCGCAAGGAGACGUGGGAGGCGCGCAACACAGCCACGCGCGACGCCGACGACGGCGCCGGCCAAGAGGUCCAGCCGAGCGGGCUCAAGACGGACGCUGCGGCGGCCACGACGGUGCUGACGAGAGCACUGGAGAGCGUCAUCGCAGCGGAGCCCGAGGUUACGAGGUACGACACAGUGGUUGGUGAUGGAGACUGCGGCAUUGGACUCAAGCGAGGCGCCCAAGCUAUUCUCAAGCACAUCAAAGAUAAGCCCCUGACGGGCGACGCCGUCGUCGACGUCGCCUCCAUCGUGCCCGUGGUGGAAAACACCAUGGACGGCACGUCGGGCGCCCUGUACGCCAUCUUCCUCAACGCCCUGGUCCACGCGCUGCGCACCGCCUCCGCCGGCGAUGCCAGCCCCCAGGUCUGGGCCGCGGCGCUCAAGCAGUCGUGCGACGCGCUCUCGCGGUACACGCCCGCGCGGCCCGGCGACAGGACGCUCGUGGACGCGCUGUACCCCUUCGUCGAGGUGCUCGGCCAGACCGGCGACGUGCGCGAGGCGGCGUCUGCGGCGCGCAAGGCCGCCGACGAGACAAAGGGCAUGCAGGCGAGCCUCGGCCGGACCGUGUACGUGGGCGGGAGCGGGUACGAGGAGGUGCCAGACCCGGGCGCCUGGGGUCUUUCGUGCUUUUUCCAGGGGCUUGCCGGACAGUAGGUAUCGCAAUAGAUGUGUGUGCGUGUGCGCAUGUGUGUUUAUGUAUUGCGCGUCGCGUAGAAUCGCCCAUGCAAUGUCCGAGACCCAAUCAAAAUGGUA